GUGAUGAACUUCAGUUCUUAUCUCCAUAGAUGUUCUAAUCAGUCCCUGGGAUGCCAUGUUGUCGUUCCACAGGUGUCCCACCCUGGAUGACCUUUGUCAGUAGCUUCUAAUUAAGGCUAAUGGGACGGAGCUCCCCUUUCCAUUGCCGUGUUUGCCGACUCCCAGCCAAGACUGGAGAAUGUGAAAUGUCAGAUGGUCCCCCAAGCCUUGGUAAAAGACAUGUUAAUUGUCCCAAUAGGUAAUCUGGCCUUCAACUCUCACAAGGAGCUGUGGAAAAACAUAUGCAACUGCUUUUCAACAACAAUCGGCCUUUAAAAAGUUCUCAGUCUGGUGUAACAUUGCCAAGUGAACGGAAGAAGCAGAGGAGCUCAGACAAGGAAGUGUUGGCACAUACCAUAUAGCUGUCUAUACACCGAGGUAUCGCUCCCCCUUAUAAUUUGGGAUCAAAUAUGCUCUGAAAGCAAACACGUUGACAUGAGUACCCUGAUAUCGGGGAAUUUGCUAUAUUACCAUAUAGCUGUCUAAAAGUAAAACCACUCCUGUAUUGAUUCAGCUGCUCUUCAUACCAUGCUUUAUGUGUUGGUUUACUGGGUUUGAUUACAGAAAUUUGAGCUGAAGAGCACAAUGUUCAGCCAAUAAAAUCAUUUAUUUUGGCCUCAAUGGCCAUGAUGGCACAAGCCCAGGUACAUAUCAGCCUACAUAUGACCCUCCUGUGGGUCCUGAAGUGGGGCCCACUACACCUUCAAUGCUAGACAGUGUAACAGUGUACAUUCACCGGGUGUUAAGUGCAUCAUGGUUGAGUUUGUUUUGGUUAAUUUUGGAUGAAAAAUAAAUGUUUUAAUAAUCAUAUCAAGUGAUAAAUCAUAGAUGAGUGGACAGAAUAUAUUCCACUCUUUAAAAUGAAAUAGGAAAAGAGAACCCAUAGGCAAACAUGCAUGUUGCAAUUAAGCACUCGGUAAACAAUGCCAGCAAUGUAUGGAAAGACAGUUCAACAAAACAAUAGCGGUUGUACAUAGCUGAAUAUUGUGUAACCUUUAUAAAAGCAGUGCAUGGUCUACAGUAUCAAAAUGUCUUUAAGUUAGUAAACAGACUUGCACAGUGUUAUUUGGAGUCUAAAGCACUGAUGAUAUACAACUUUGGCGAUUUUAUUACAGCAGUUCAUAUUUGAGUCACCACCCUUUAGCAACUAACACAUUAACAGUGAUGUUUCCCCAUUCAGGAACCACAAGAAACUGGUGAAAUAAAUGUAACAAAAUGUUCAACAUAUGUAAAUUGUGAUUUUGAUGAACUUUGGUGGUAACAGGGAUGACACCUGUUUAAACCAUAGUGUUAAAGUGGCAUUUGGAGUCAACUUAAACCCACUUCGACUUCUUCAGAGGUCAAUAAGUACAUAAUGUACAUCUAAUGUACUCAUAGGCUGUGAGCCAGAAAUCUGAGCGAGAGAGGCAUAGGCUCUCCACAGAUCCAACUGUGGAGAUUGGAGAUUGAAUAUAUACAGUGUAUUUGUUUAGGCUAUGUCAAUAAGCAUGAAUAUAUGAAAAUGUAUUUGGGCGUGGGCUUUGUAGCCUUCCCUUGAUUAUGCACAAGCUGUGAAUGAUCUAUUCUAAUGUGUCCAUUGGGGAUCCGAUUAUUUUCAAAGGGAUGCUGAUUUGAAAUUGAAUGUGAGGACAAAUAUUAAAUCAAACCAUUUAUCAAAUCCCAAGCAGCAGAAAACAAAACAAUUAAAGGAAUGUAUUUAGCUAGAAAAUAUCAAAAGAAUCUGUCUUGGGCAAUCGAUGACAGCCAAAGUAAGUGGGAAAAAGGUGUUACAUUAGAUUAUGAGUUAAACAUCACUUAAACCAUAUCAUGUAAUCAUGUUUUUUUCCAACACCCUCAUGUGGCAAAGCUGUAUGUGUGAGCAAUAUGGCCCGUGUUAAGGGAAUGACCCUCCUUGUCAGAAGUUAGUCCCAGGACUCAAAUUAUACUAUAUAAACUCAUGCCAGAGAUGAAGAACAUAUUAUGUCAGGUUGAUCUUGAGAUUAGAGGACAUCUAGAAAGGUGAGUAGAUGGUACAUUACUGUACCUAACCAAGUCAUUAUUACAGCAAGAUUUAGAAAUAGCAGCAGUAUGAUAAAACUCAUGGAUGAUGAGGUAAAUAUCUGAACUUUUGAGGAUGUAAAUGACAAAGCGCUCUCUGAUUUACCUUAUAUUUCAGCCCAAAUAUUUCUAAUCUACUGCAUUACAGGUUGCAACUAUUGAGCGAUGAAUUUCUCAGUCGAUGGCAACGUCACAUACGUCUCUCUCAACGUCAGAGACACGUUUGUCACGGCUUUGACAAAGAACAUUAUUGUGGUGGCACUGUGGAUCUCCAUCAACUACAUCAAUGGCACAUUUGUCCACACCUUCUUGAAACACGAGACCUUCAAUGUCAACCCUCGCUACAUCCUCUUCAUCCACCUGGUGAUCAAUGACAUGAUCCAAUUGACCAUUGCUGUCUUCCUGCAUGUCAUAAGCUACAUCCUGUUCACAAUCAAUGUGUCUUUUUGCUGCUUUCUUUUGAUGAUCGCCAUUUUUACCACUUUGAAUACUCCUGUGAACCUGGCUACCAUGGCCUUAGAGCGCUAUAUAGCUAUAUGUAUACCGCUGCGCCAUUCUCAGAUAUGUACAGUGCGCAGGACCUACAUUCUCAUUGGCAUCAUUUGGAUCAUGGCCGCCAUUCCAAUUUUGCCUGACCUUUUCAUUCUCUUGGCCACAGAACCACUUCAGUUCUUCCACUCCAAAAUAUUCUGUAGCCGAGACUCACUUUUCCGCAACCCGUACCUGAUAGAGAAGAAAUACAUUUCCCACGCUGUGUAUCUGACUGUUGUUUGGUUCAUUCUUUUCUAUACGUAUUUCAGGAUCAUGUUCACUGCCAAGGCGGCUCAUGCAGAUGCCAGGAAGGCUCGCAACACCAUCUUGCUUCAUGCUGUACAGUUGUUAAUGUGCAUGUUCACCUACAUAGGCCCUUUGAUUGACAGCCUGAUGCUAUAUAUAUUUUCCACACAUGCGCUGGAGAUCCGGUUUACUAGCUAUGUAAUUGUUCAUAUUUUGCCCAGGCUUAUUAGUCCAAUAGUUUAUGGGCUUAGAGAUCAGACCUUUUGUAAAUAUCUGAAGAGGUACCUGAUGUGUCGGGUGAAUGAGCAUUUAUCCUCAAAAUGUGUCCCUUUCAAACACCACCAGCCAAGGGAAAAGGUCUUUAUAGAUCACAUAGCAGGAUAAUUCUUCUCCAUGUGUAUAUACUCUAUAUUUUCAGUGGUUUAUUUUGAAAGGUGUGUAACU
Molecule: messenger RNA, 3297 nt
Organism: Oncorhynchus mykiss (rainbow trout)
Lineage: Eukaryota; Metazoa; Chordata; Actinopteri; Salmoniformes; Salmonidae
Source: RefSeq, a predicted model, not a curated record